Messenger RNA from Thlaspi arvense, 474 nucleotides. Lineage: Eukaryota; Viridiplantae; Streptophyta; Magnoliopsida; Brassicales; Brassicaceae. The record is from the annotation of a GenBank genome assembly.
GUGAAAGUUAAAAGUAAAAGUCACCUCCAUAGCUACAGAAAACAAAGGAACUAAUUAAGCAGAGUCAAAACAAAGAUGGCGAGGGAGACUUGUGAUAUUUGUAUCGAUUUGAUUAAACAAGGCACAUCCAUAAACGAGUGUCUCCACAAAGCUACGGAAGAUGUCAAGCCACUGAUACCCGUUAAGACUGAUGAAAAUGACAAGAAAUUUGUGAUAUUCUUCGGUAGCAUUAAUAGUCCUGUCACGAUCGACCGUACGAUAGCUACGAAACUUGUCAUGCCAUGGACGUUUGGAAUGGAUGAAGAUGAUGGGACAUUGGUGACGCAAACACCAACUGGUGAAAGUGGUGUUUAAGUUAGAGAGAGCAACACCGUAAUUCAACUCAAGCUGGUGUAUUCAAUAUAUAUAUAUAUAUUCAUUAUCAUGCAACUCAUGUUCAUUUUCAUGGUUAAAUUGUUCUUACUCUAAAGUAUC